GCGACACAGCCCUGAUCGCGCGGGCACCGGGAGGAGAUUUCUGGAUCUUCUUUCCUCCCAAACACUGCCAGCGCACAAAACCGGAUUGACAUUUUAUCAGAAAAUACAACGGAUUUAUCUGUAAACAGCUGGAAUUAUCAACCAACAUUACAAUCACUAUAUAUUUUGUGCUAUUUGGAGCUUGUUUUUAACUUGCACCGGGACAAAAGGAAAACUGUUAUUUUUGAAACUAUCCAACAUCAAAAGUUAAAUUUAAACCCCAGAUUAAGUUGUUGAGAACUUUCGGAGCUGAUUUACGGACAAAUGUUGUCCAUUAUACAGGUGGGUGGAAAAAACUAACGUUUCGUCUGAAUAUUGAUAUUUAAAGACUGAUAUUGGAACUGUUGCUGUAAAUUUGUGUGCAUACGUAAAGCUUUUAUGGGAUUGAGCCAUCGACCGUGCCCUUUUCCAUCCCCGUCCGCUGCUGCUUGAUCUGGGCGGCAGAGGAUGCUGAACAACCGAUACCCUCACGCACCGCGAGACUCUCUGGUCUGCGCGCAUAGCUCGUUCUCGGAUGUUUCGCCGUUCGGUUCUGUGCUCGUGUAUUUUUACAAUAACGUGAAGCUACCAUAUCUGUUUAAUUCGUUAAAAUGCUGUUUUUAGUUAAAAUGCUGUCUUACUGCUCAAAUCAUAUUGCACUGUAAAAAAAAAUCCCGUAAAAAAACAGAUAAAGUACUGGCAGAAAAUUACCAGUACAUUUUCCUUUAUUUUACGGACAUUUCCAUUAAUGCUAAAAUGCAAAUGAAUGCAGUGCAAAAUGUAAAAUACAGGUAAAACAACUGUAAAAAUGAACACGGAAAAUUCCUUCAUAUUAAUACAGUAUAUUGUGCCCUAUUUUUACGGCUUUUUUUUAGAGUGUGGUUAUAACGACUAACUCGCUCUCCAAGCUGUAGAAACUCCAAACUUUUCCAUCGUUUAAUCGGGGUGAAUACGAGGAUUUCUCGGCACCCAUGACCGAAAUCAUGGCGUUAAGUGGACACUCCAGAGCUCAGCCUUACGCCAAAGAUCAAGGCUCCGUUCAAAACACUUUUCCAGACGUUAUUGAACUCAACGUCGGGGGGCAAGUGUAUUACACCCGUCACAGCACGUUAACCAGCAACCCCGGCGCUCUACUGGGGAAAAUCUUCUCUCCGAAAAAUAACGCGUCCAACGAUCUCGCCAGAGACCCCAAAGGUCGCUACUUCAUCGACCGGGACGGCUUUUUAUUCCGAUAUGUUUUGGACUACCUCAGAGACAAGCAAGUCGUCCUCCCCGACCAUUUUCCAGAGAAGGGGCGGCUGAGGAAAGAAGCGGAGUACUUUCAAUUGCCCGAUUUAGUGAAACUUCUAACCCCGGACGAUUUAAAACCCAGCCCGGACGAAUUCAUUCACAGCGAUUACGAGGACGGGUCCCAAGGAACGUGCCCGCCGCCGUCGCUCGUUCCCGCUGACAGAAAGAGUGGCUUCAUAACGGUCGGAUAUCGCGGGUCUUGCACGAUGGGCAGGGAGAGUCAAAGCGACGCCAAAUUCAGGAGGGUGCCGAGGAUUAUGAUAUGCGGGAGGAUUGCGCUGGCCAAAGAAGUUUUUGGCGAGACCUUGAAUGAGAGCAGGGACCCGGAUAGGACACCUGAAAGAUACACGUCCCGCUUUUACCUCAGGUUCAAACACCUGGAGCGCGCGUUUGACAUGCUGUCGGAAUGCGGCUUCCAGAUGGUGGCGUGUAACUCGUCGGUGACUGCAUCGGUGGUCAACCAGCACACUGACGACAAGACGUGGUCAAGUUACACAGAGUACGUCUUUUACCGUAAGUUUCUCCUCUAAUGUCCUGUCAAAAAUUGUGUCUCGUCCGAUAACGCGAUAUUUGCAUGCUCUGCCAGUUUUUGCUGUUGCUUUCAUUAUACGGAAAAACACAUACAUUUUCACGAGGGACUUCACGUGGCAAGCACACAAAAAUGAUCUAAAAUCAUGUUUUUUUUAACUGUUUUUCAUGUUUUAUUCUGAAAUUCAUAAGGCUUUCCU
Triplophysa rosa is the source of this 2036-nucleotide messenger RNA. It is a transcript of the gene kctd16b, whose product is annotated as potassium channel tetramerization domain containing 16b. Lineage: Eukaryota; Metazoa; Chordata; Actinopteri; Cypriniformes; Nemacheilidae. The record is from RefSeq and is a predicted model, not a curated record. Bases 990 to 1838 code for a protein of 282 amino acids. Gene Ontology annotation, molecular function: protein binding. The transcript has a single exon. Gene Ontology annotation, biological process: regulation of G protein-coupled receptor signaling pathway; protein homooligomerization. Gene Ontology annotation, cellular component: presynaptic membrane; postsynaptic membrane.